Ictidomys tridecemlineatus (thirteen-lined ground squirrel) is the source of this 1861-nucleotide messenger RNA. The record is from RefSeq and is a predicted model, not a curated record. NCBI's taxonomy places the organism in Eukaryota, Metazoa, Chordata, Mammalia, Rodentia, Sciuridae.
CUCCGCCCUCCGCGAGGCGCGCGGCCGGCCCCUCAGCCAGCCCUGGGUCCGUCGCCCCCGCCCGAGCCCGCCCCCACCUUCACUCUUCCAGCUCCCUUUCCUCCCUUGGCAGUGGCCGCCCCCCGCGACGCUGAGAGCCAGAAGGCGGACAUCCGGAAGGACGUGCAGAACUACUACGGGCAGGUGCUGAAGACAUCGAAGGACCUCCAGACUAAUGCUUGCGUCACCGUGGCCAGGCCUGUACCCAAGCACAUCAGGGAAGCCCUGCAGAAUGUGCACGAAGAAGUUACCUUAAGGUAUUAUGGCUGUGGUCUGGUCAUCCCUGAGUGUCUGGAAAACUGCUGGAUUUUGGAUUUGGGUAGUGGAAGUGGCAGAGAUUGCUAUGCACUUAGCCAACUGGUUGGUGAGAAGGGCCACGUCACAGGCAUAGACAUGACUGAAGGCCAGGUAGAAGUGGCUAAAAAAUACCUUGACUAUCACAUGGAAAAAUAUGGCUUCCAGACAUCCAAUGUGACUUUUAUUCAUGGCUACAUUGAGAAGUUGGCAGAAGCUGGAAUUCAGAAUGAGAGUUACGAUAUUGUUAUAUCCAAUUGUGUUAUUAACCUUGUGCCUGAUAAAGAACAAGUGCUGCAGGAAGUGUAUCGAGUCCUGAAGCACGGUGGGGAGCUAUAUUUCAGUGACGUCUAUGCUAGCCUUGAAUUGCCAGAAGAAAUCAAGACACACAAAGUUUUAUGGGGUGAGUGCCUAGGUGGUGCUUUGUACUGGAAGGAUCUUUUCUUCCUUGCCCAAAAAAUUGGAUUCUGCCCUCCACGUUUAGUCACUGCCAAUCUCAUUACAAUUCAAAACAAGGAACUUGAAAGAAUUAUUGGUGAUUGUCGUUUUGUUUCGGCCACAUUUCGUCUCUUCAAACUCCCUAACACUGGACCAACUGAAAGAUGCCAAACUAUUUACAGUGGAGGAAUCACAGGACAUGAAAAACAAUUAAUAUUUGAUGCAAAUUUCAUAUUUAAGGAUAUUAUCACAGAUCCAUUCAAGCUUGCAGAAGAUUCUAACAAAAAGCCCAAGUGUGCCUCCAGUGUUGCUGGAGGCUGCUGUGGCAAAAAGAGAAGCUGCUAAAUUAAUCUACAACCAAUAAGGAGACCAUGCGACUGAAGAACAGGCUGCAUGUUUUUAGCUUGCUCUUCCCCAUAGCACAUAGGAAUAAAUGGUAAAAAAGGCAAAAUGUUUUGGAUUACUAAUAAAAAAUAAGUGAAUUAUUUUAGAAGGUGUUGAUUAAAGGUUCACAGCAAAUCACCUAAAGUUUAGACUAGUUAAGCUGUUUUAUUCUAUUUCUUCAGUAAUUCAGAGUUCUAGUGCCACCUAGUGGUCGGAAGUGGAACUGAGUGAAGCAAUCCUAUGGCUGGGUCAAGGGGCAAGAAAGGCUUUGGAAACAGAGUUGGCAGAGGACCUGAGGAAGAACAUCUUUCUUCUGGCCUGCUGGGCAGCACCUUUUGGACUUUUCUCCAUGUUUUCUCUAAACAAAUCUACUACUGAAGUCAGGUUAAUCAUGCCAAAAAAUUGGCAAGUCAAAUUUGAUAGGCAUGCUCUUAAUAACUCAUUUUUUGGUACUGCAGGUUGAGCCCAGGGAUGCUUUACUACUGAACAACAUCCCAGCCCUUUUUAUUUUCUUAUUUUGAGAUAAGUGUUGCUAAGUUGCUGAGGCUUCCCUCAAACUUGCGAUCCUCCUGCCUCAGCCUCCUGAGUUUGCUGGGGUUACAGGUGUGUGCCACGGCACCCUGUGAGAUUUUAAACCAAAUACUUCUAUCUUUUUCUUUUUGUGCAGUUGAAUGUAGAAAACAAUGAAUAAAAUUUUUGACCCUAA